Molecule: messenger RNA, 3424 nt
Organism: Salvia splendens (bonfire salvia)
Lineage: Eukaryota; Viridiplantae; Streptophyta; Magnoliopsida; Lamiales; Lamiaceae
Exons: 5
Coding region: 320-3277 (985 amino acids)
Source: RefSeq, a predicted model, not a curated record
AAUAAGAGUGCAAUUUCAACGAAAAUUAGGAAGCUUUUGCAUAAAAGGUCGAGUUUUCAGAGUCAAAACUCAAAAGGGAGAAACGUCGCCGACCUUUUCCUUCCUUUCUGGUAUGCUUUCCCUCCUUUUCUUUGUGUUAAUGUAUCUAAUUUCUCACUAAUCAUGUAACUAGGUUUUGCAAGAAUCGCGUAAUCCUGUGCUGAUUGAUGCUUUCACCGCUUGAUUCGUUAUGUCUGUUGCGAUCAUUGAUUUGUUCGUGACUCAAGUUGCGAAUUUUUUGGUGGGAUUUGAUCGAUCAGUGCAUUGAUUUUGAGCAGUAAUGAUGGGUUUGAGCUCCAUGGGCUAUGGGGUUAGGGGGAAUUCAUCCACAUCAAAUCUAUCUGCUUCUGCACCUCCUUUUACUGUUGAUCGAUUAAACCCUAAUCCCAGUUCAAACCCUUUGCUGCAUUACUCCGAUUAUGGUGUUGAGCCCUUUCCCCAAUUAUCUGCAAUUGAUUCUAAUGAGAUGAUUAGUGAUGAUUAUCGGUUUUCUGCCUCUGUGUCUAUUCAUAAUUCUGGUUAUGGUGGUGAUGUGAAGCCGUAUUACUCCCCGUAUGUCGCGUCCUUGACUGGGGAGGAUAGGGUUUUGGGUGGGGACGAGGGGUCUCGUUACAAUGUGGGGCAUAGUGUGGCACCUCAGCAUGAUUAUGCUCGGAGCUUGUUUGACUUGGAGUAUGGGCCUCGUUGGGUAGGCGGUUUAGGUUUCGAUGAUGGGAAACGGGCUAAAAGAUCAGAAGUUGAUGGGAAAUUCUUGCCGGAGAAGCUAUUCGUUGGUGGCUUGCAUGGUUAUGAAAAUCAAUUGUACCAUGGUGGGUGUGGCAGUGAAAACCGGAACCAAUUCAAGGAAGAUUCUAGCGUUUUAUAUAAAAAUCUCCGACAGGUGCCUGACCGCGAAGUCUAUACUGGCUCAUCGAGCACUGGAUACAUGGAAGACAAGUCACGCCUUGAGCAGCAAUUCGGCUUCUUUCAUUACGAUUCAUGUAAAACACUCGUCACGUCGGGUCCUCCCUACCCUGAACCUUAUCCUCCUCUAGCGUCCUGUGCAACGGAGAAGAACUUUCCAGACUAUAAAAACCCGUCCAGCCAGUAUGAAAAAUGCAUCAGGCCUGUCGAUGCGCCCUAUCAUGGUCGCGUUUCAGUUGGGAGAUCGUCGCCCACAGUGGUCAUUAGACCACCGCCAGCUUCCAGGUUGGAUUUGGGACAAGGUAAUGCUUCUCGUAAAUCUGAUGGUAGCGAUAAUGCUGCUGGGGUCCACAUUGUGAAUUCUGAUCAUUCCAAUCCCUCGAAGCCAGAGACGAGUCCUUCCAAGUUCUUCAAGCAAGGGAAUGCUUCCUCAGCUUCUGUGACAGAACUUUCAAGGCCUCUGAAUACCAAGGAUACUAUUGAUUCCGAGGUUAUUUUAGGAUCUCAACUAGCCCACGUGAAUGUCUCGAGUGGUUUUUCGAAGACUGGUGAUGACAUUCAAGCGGUUGAUUCGACUGAGGAGUCUUCGGAUUUUAUGGACCAUCACAGCACUGCGGUAGAUUCACCCUGUUGGAAAGGAGCACCGUCUUCUCCGUUUUCAGUGUUUGAUAUUGAAUCCGGAAACUGUGAUCGUGUCAAGGUAAAUUUGGUUGAACAAUAUGGAUUUGGUCAUGGCGAGCAUCCGAGGCUCCAGUCAAUGGAUUCUAACCGAGUUUUCUCCGAGAAAGUUGACUGCAACACGGGAAAUGAAAAUGAAUGUGGAAGAAACGACAUGAAGCUUGGUUUCGAGAAGACUCUUGAGGCAAUCUGCUCUAAUUCAGAGCAGACUUUAUUGGAUUGUAUAUCAGACACAGUUUGGACCCCUCAUGCGAUGAGGAGCAAUGGAGCCGAGUUUAGUGGUGGUAUUACGAAGGAUUGCUAUCGUCUGAACGACUUAACGAGUGUUUUUGAUUUCCAAGUCUCUGAGACUAAGUAUUUAUACAGUGAAGGAUGUGUUGGGAUGGCGGUAAAUGGCGUCUCUGAGGAUGCCUCCGUAGCAGUCCUUGCAGCAGAGAAGGUUCUCGCCUCGCCUGCUUCUCAAGAAGAUCCAAUUGAUCAUAGUACGGUACCAGAUCCGAGACUGGACGUGCCAUCAAUUGUUAAGUCGAUGCAUAGCCUCUCAGAAUUGCUUCAGUCUCACAUUUCAAGGGACGUUUGCCCUUUAGGGGAAGAAAACGCGAAGAUUCUUGAACACACAAUAAGCAACCUUAGUACUUGUUUGAGUAAAAACGUCGUACAGGUCGUAGAAACUAAUAAACCAGAGCUGAAAGAUCUUUCCGGAGAAACUUCCCUCCGGGAGACAUGUUGUGCAGAUAUUAUUACAAGAGGCCUUCGUAUGAAAGGUGAAGUUUUAAAUUCUUGCGCCCAUCCCAGUACGAAAUGUGAAGCUUCGAAUCCUUGCACGGAUCCUGGUAAGAAAGACAAGAUAACACCAAUAGUUUCGCCCUUGAGGGAUGAUUUUCACAUUAACGGAGACGAUGAUAUGGCAAAGAAGCUGUUUCAGGCUAUAAAGAAGGUCCUUGAGCAGAAUUUCGAGAUAGACGAGGACAUGCACUCACAGGCACUUCUGUUCAAGAAUCUGUGGCUAGAGGCGGAGGCUAAAUUGUGCUCCGUCAGUUAUAAAGCUCGUUUCGAGAGAAUGAAGGCUCAGAUGGCAGGCAUCAAGCUUAAGGUUCCGAAAGAGGACGAGGAUGUUGCAGAGAUGGUAUCCGAGCUUUGCAUUUCGCCUAAUUCUGUAAUCAUGUCUGUGCUGACUCCCGAGCCUUGCGUCAACACAUUGCCUAAACCCGUGUCACUGGAGGCAUCUGCUUCUGGCGCGAGUGGACAUCUUAAUUGUGUCGAGUCUUCAGUUCUAGCCAGGCUCAAUAUCUUGGAAUCUCGAGAGGAGCAGCAACGGCCCGAGAUAGUCGACUGCAAGCAUGCAGAUUCCAUCACGGCCAGAUUCAACAUCUUGAAAUCGCGAGAGGAGAGCUCAAAACUAGUAGGUGUGGACAAGGAAAACCCACCACGGACGAUCCCUGACGAGAAACAUUUCUGGCCGCUUGUCAGAGGUCACUCGGGAGAUGCUGGCAGUGGCAAGUUCGGCUCGUAUUUUCAGCACGCUGCUGGCUCUGUCACGAAAAUUGCAGCGAGUCAUCUGGAGACGAUCUGCAAGAACAAGCCGGGGUGGCGCGAUAGUUUGUCUUCGUCGGAGUGGGAGCAUGUGCUGAAAGAUGAUUUUUCAUUGAAAAACUAGUGAAUUUGCUGCUAACUGAUGUAUACAUACAUAUAUGGAGUACUAAACUUGUCCCUCUUGAGAUUGUCACAGCAUUUUGUAAAUUGAGAAAAACAUUUGUGAUGAUCAAAUUAGACUUUGAAUAUAAUGUUUUAUUUGGUCUCUGUA